Cheilinus undulatus (humphead wrasse) is the source of this 2840-nucleotide messenger RNA. RefSeq lists its product as uncharacterized. The record is from RefSeq and is a predicted model, not a curated record. Bases 1457 to 2611 code for a protein of 384 amino acids. The transcript is spliced from 12 exons. Lineage: Eukaryota; Metazoa; Chordata; Actinopteri; Labriformes; Labridae.
UACACACUGCACCUUUAAGGAAGCUAGAUGUCAUACAGGCACAAGCAUUACGGAUCUGUAGUGGAGCUUUUAAGACAUCACCAGUUCCUGCUAUACAGGUAGAGAUGGGAGAAAUGCCACUGGAGUUAAGGAGAAAGCAGCUGAUGGCUAAUCAUUGGGUGAAUUUGAAGGGACAGAGAGGCAGUCACCCAACAAAAGAAGUGCUACAAGGACAGCUGGGAGAAUGGGAAGAACUCCAGUGAGCAUUUUGCCAAAGCAGGAAAUAAAAUAGUGAGGGACAUGUCAAUUGAUGGACUACAAAUAAGCCCACCAGUGGUGUACCCUGAAGAGGCUCCAUGGAGACUAGUGUGUCCGAGAGUCGAUGUAUCGCUGCUUGAAAUAAAAAGGACAGGGAGGAAAACAGUGGACCUACCGAGUGCGUUCAGCUAUCUUAUAAAUCAAGAAUACACUGACUUUCUGCAGGUGUUCACGGACGGGGCGAAAAAUCCAGACAUGGGUGUAACAGGAUUCGGAGUGGCAGUACCAGGAAAAGGAGUGGGCAUAUGCAAAAGAACAGGUGAUGGGUUGGGGGUGUACACAGUAGAGAUGGUUGGUGGCAUUAAAAUGGGUGGAAAUAACAUCACAAAAGAAGACAGUCAUAUGCUCAGAUUCAGCGUCAGUUCUAGACAGGAUCACAUCAUUCCACUCGGACAGCAGACAAGACUUCUAUGUCAGGUUCUGCACACAGUCACAAGAAUACACAGCAAAGGGGGGCCAGGUCACAUUCCUUUGGGUGCCAGCACAUGUAGGGGUGCAAGGGAAUGAAAAGGCGGACAAACUGGCAAAGAAGGCACUGAGGGCAAGCAGGGUUGAAAUGCAAGUGAGCAUUAGCAAGACAGAAUUAAAAAGUGUGAUUAAGGGGAAAAUGAAUCAGAUUUGGCAAAGCAUGUGGGACAGAGAGAACAGAGGAAGGCACCUGUACCUGUGCUUCAAGGAUCGGAGGUAAAAGCAGGAGAGAAGAGGUGGUGAUGACAAGGCUAAGGAUAGGACACUGUGCCUUAAACAAAACAUUGAAAUUGCUGGAGAAGCAUGAUACUGGCUUGUGUGAGGAGUGUCAGGAAGAGGAGUCGGUAGAACAUGUUAUUCUGAAGUGCAGGAGAUAUGAUACACAAAGGGCGGUGAUGAGGAGGGAGCUGAUGGGAGAAGGAAUGAAGGAAAUAACACUAAAAGGAUUACUGAGUACGUGUGAGAGGACACAUCAGAGGAAACUGUUAGAAUAUUUAAGGAGCACAGGGUUGUUUAACAGGAUACGAGGGAAGGCAGGAUGGAGACAAUGAAGAGCUGGUAUUAUUGUAUGUAUGUGUCAAGAUGCUUUAUUUAUGUUGAGGAUGGAAGGAUGUUACUGUUCUUGAUCUUAUUGAAUCCAUGAUCAGAGCCAAAACUCCGCAGUGAAAGGGGGCGGUAAUGCACCAAAGCGAUGGAUGCCAGCCGCCGUAAAACCGAAAAAAGAAGAAGAAGACUUCCGCAUCGGUGUUUACGUCAUCACGUUGCUGCGACGGGCUCCUGGAUUCAAAAGUGGGGUCGUCAGGUUCUCAGUAUGAGCUGGGACAGACAGGUGAGCUCCCUCCUUUCUGUGGCAGACGGCAGCGUGGCAAAGAUGAGGGAGAGACUGAGCGCAGGAGGAGAAGAUUUGUUCCCAUCAACACAGAGGGUCAAAGACUCUGAUCUGGACGCCUCUGCUCCUCUUCCUCGCCACAGAGAGCGCCCCCUGUCUGUCACCGUUCAGUGGUCAGACCUGGCUGCUCUGCAGUCUCAGCUGCAGAUACAGAGACAGGAGAUUCAGUCUCUGACACAGCGAGUCCUCACCAUGGAAACGGAGAGAGACAGUCAGCACUGCCACAUCCAGAAACUACAAGAGGAGGUGCAGAGGUUGAAGGUUCGAGGGGGCGAGGAAUGGAGGAAGGAGGUUGGACGAGAGCUCAGCAGUCUGCGUGGACACCUUGACAGAGCUGCAUCAAUAGAGAACCUGGAGGACAGUUUGAGCUUAAAGCUGCAACAUCUCAGGAGAGAUGUGGACCUGCUCAAAACACAGCUGAGGGGACAGGAGGAGGAGCUGCUCCACCUACGGGAGGAGACCAGAGAGAGCAGGAGACGGGGCCAACACACCUACAGAACUGUGGAGCAGAUGACAGACAGCCUCCUAUCUCAAAGCAGUGAUCUGACAAAGGUCGUCUCUGACACGCAGCGAGAAGUCCAACAGAUCAGGUCGACAGUGUCACGGCUGCAGGAGCAGAUCAGGACUCUUAAAGAACCUCUGCUGUCAGUUCACACACCAGGGGCAUCCCCGCUCCUCUCUCCCCCUCACAGAGGACUCGCACCUGAGUUUGACUCUGACUCGGAGGACUUGAGUCCGACCCCUAGUCUGGAUGAGGUGAGCUCAGAUGAUCUGUCCUGGAUGGACCACAAAGACCUUACAGAAGCCCAUCAGAAGCCCAGCCCUAGUCAUCGGUCUGCUAUAGAUCCACACCUGCAGGAUGACGAAGAUGAUGAAGAUGACAUUGAUGAUGAAGAACUCCAUGACAAUGCUGUGAACUCUGAUGUAGGAUCUGACCUGAGUCUGAACGAUCUUUGAUGUGGAUUCAGACUCUGACUGACAGGCUUUUACCCCUACACCCUGAUUGAGUGCCCCUGGAAGUAAGGAGUUUCCUCUUCAAAAUGAGGCGACCCUUCAAGUUCCUGAUUGGCCAUCAGUAGUCAUCAACAGCAUUAAUAGAAACAGUCAUGAUGGCAGUACCAGAUGUUCCUGCUACUAGAGUUUUUAAAUGCUUGUUUUAAAUAAAAUGGACCAUAAUGCAUUUGAA